AUGGCUUCAGGAACCGCCGACCUCUCGACACAUAGUGGUAUGCAGGGAUCAUCGGCCUCUACGAAUAUGAGUAGCCGCAGUCCAGAAGAAAUCCACGAACGCGAAAAGCAGACGGUAUCGUCAGUCCGACCGCCGACACAGCGACAGCUCAAUCCGUUCGUCAUCACCGAGCGACCGGAGGAGAAGCAGCUAGGAUUCUCGGCCCGCCAGCUGAGUGUUCGAGACUUCGUACUGUUGAAGACCCUCGGUACCGGUACUUUUGCCCGAGUAUGGCUGGCGAAAUUGCGGGAUGAAAGAGCCAAACCGGACAAGGUUUAUGCGCUGAAGAUUUUGAGAAAGGCAGAUGUGAUCAAACUCAAGCAAGUCGAGCAUGUUCGCAAUGAACGGAGAACCCUUUCGGAUGUGUCCGGCCAUCCUUUUAUAACAACCCUGAUAACUUCCUUCUCUGACAGUCAAAGUCUGUAUAUGCUGCUGGACUACUGUCCCGGAGGCGAGAUCUUCAGUUACCUGCGCCGCGCGCGACGGUUCAGCGAAACCACCUCGAGAUUCUAUGCAGCCGAAAUUACAAUGACGAUUGAAUUCCUCCACGAUGCCGAGGGCGUGGUUUAUCGAGAUAUGAAGCCAGAGAAUAUCCUCCUCGAUGCGGACGGGCACAUCAAGCUCGUUGAUUUUGGUUUCGCAAAGCAGAUCGGCGAUCGCGAAACUUAUACUCUCUGUGGUACUCCGGAGUAUCUGGCGCCGGAGGUGAUACAUAACAGUGGACAUGGCCUUGCCGUGGAUUGGUGGGCUUUGGGAAUCUUGAUAUACGAGUUUCUCGUUGGACAGCCCCCUUUUUGGGACCAGAAUCCCAUGCGAAUCUACGAACAGAUUGUCGAAGGUCGCAUACGCUUUCCUCAAAAUAUGUCACCCGCGGCACAGAACAUAAUCUCGUUACUAUGUAAGACGAAUCCGGCUGAGCGUCUCGGGCACAUAUCAGGCGGGUCAGCGAGGGUCAGGAACCAUCCAUUCUUUGCGGAUAUCAACUGGGACGAUCUGUAUUACCGCCGCGUCAAAGGUCCUAUCAUCCCUCGUGUCGACCAUCCCGCAGAUACCGGGAAUUUUGAAGAAUAUCCCGACCCUGAUCCGAAGAACCAAAGCAUAUAUUCUGAUGAUAUGCGGUCAAAGUACGAGGCACUGUUUAGUGAUUUCUAG
Aspergillus calidoustus is the source of this 1191-nucleotide messenger RNA. NCBI's taxonomy places the organism in Eukaryota, Fungi, Ascomycota, Eurotiomycetes, Eurotiales, Aspergillaceae. The record is from the annotation of a GenBank genome assembly.